UUCGGUACAUAGAUAUUCCGCACUCUUUGGCAAUCUCAGCAGUUUGGCACUUGAUAUGUGUGCUAGAACACCUCACCCUAAAGAUGUGUUCAAGUUGGAUGCAGGUGACAUUUCUCCUUGCACACUUGAUUGUUGCAGGAGCAGUGGUAUACCAGUACCCAGGGUCACUAACAGUGGCAGAGGGUACCAAUGUGACGUUUCACUGUGACAUCAGUGAAAUGGGAGGGGAAUGCUCUUAUAUCGUAUGGGUGCAAGUGGGACCUAUGAGAAAGCUCACACUCUGGCCUCAAAAAACCUACAGUGUCCACACCAACACGGCCUGCCUCCUGAACAUCAUCAAUGCCAACAGGACAAGUGUGGGCAUCUUCUACUGUGCCCUGCUUAAUGGUGCCAUGCUGAACAUGGGCAAUGGGAGUGUGCUGGAAGUCUCUGACCCUAUCACCUCUGAAGCUACUCUGGAGGUCCUGGUGCCUAUGGACUGGCAGGAGGCCCCCUCAUCCCCAGUCCCACUCCUGUGCCUGGUGUCUGGACUGGAUCCCAGUCAGGCCAGGGUGUACUGGGAGGUGGAGGGGAAGGUUCAGUCCUCAGAGCGUUUACCUGAGGUUCAGUCAGAGAAGCCAGCCACUGUCAGAGUCCAGCUCUCUGUACCUGGCCAUACCUGGGCUGAAGGUAAAGAGAUCACCUGUGUCAUGGAGAGCACCAGUGGGGUGAAGAUGAACAAGACAGUCAGCAGGAUGGGAAUGGAGAGGUCCAGACAGGGAAUGUUUCUGGCCAUCUCUUUGGGCGGCAUGUGUAUCCUUCUUUCUAUUGUGGUGAUUGUCAUCACCUUGUAUGUCUGCAGACUGAGACACGACCCUCGAAAGAAAAUAUUUCAAGCCUAUGAGCACAACCAGGACGGAGCACAGGGUCUGACUGAAGUGCAAUAUGCCAGUUUAAAGUUUGGAGCUGGUCGUGGGAGACACUUACCUACAGCCGCUGCUAAAAACAGACAAUAUAAGUAGGCUAAAGCUGCCCUAGUAAGACCUUACAUGUGAAUUAAAUUUUCUACAAAAACAUAAAAGAAGUGCUUAUUCAUUCAGGGUCAUCGGUUUGUCAAAAUGCUUUCUUGCUUAAGUUUUCUGACCUACUUAUUUGAGUCAAUGAUGUAAGGAUUUUUGCCUUUAGAAUUAGGAACUUAUUUAGUCAGAUUGUGUUGUCAUUUUACAAGCUUUGUGAUUAAAAAUCAUUUGUCUUGUUGAAAUAAUAGCCAAAUGUAAAUUACAUUUAAGACAAGUUUAAUUUAUGGAGUGAACUAAUUUCUCUAGUCAUAUGCUGAUGAGAUUUUUGUGAUAAUAGUCAGCAAUAAAAAUGA
Messenger RNA from Oncorhynchus masou masou (cherry salmon), 1351 nucleotides. RefSeq lists its product as uncharacterized. The transcript is spliced from 6 exons. The record is from RefSeq and is a predicted model, not a curated record. The coding region runs from base 84 to 1001 and encodes 305 amino acids. NCBI's taxonomy places the organism in Eukaryota, Metazoa, Chordata, Actinopteri, Salmoniformes, Salmonidae.